Linepithema humile (Argentine ant) is the source of this 4206-nucleotide messenger RNA. The record is from RefSeq and is a predicted model, not a curated record. NCBI's taxonomy places the organism in Eukaryota, Metazoa, Arthropoda, Insecta, Hymenoptera, Formicidae.
UUAAAAUCACACCGAGCAUUCUUAAUAUUCUAAAGUUAUAAACGAUUUUAUUCAGCAAUGAUUUUAUAACAGAAAAUCUUGGCAGUACAGCCAAUUUCCAAAAAUAUUCCAAAAAUAUGAAUCAGUACAAAUUGCACCACUUUUAUCCUUAUCAUUAUCGAAUAAAACACCUAGUAUUAGAUUAAAUGGAAACUAAUCUGCUGUCUGUUUCACGCAUCUAUGUCUGCGCCGUGUGCCAUAAUGACAAAGCAGUCUACUUUAGAUCAAUCGAGAGACUCGCUAUUAAAGCUCGUGCCGUUCCUACGACGAGACAGUCCUCCUGUGAAGAGGCAAACGUUAGUCGACGCGCGUUGCUUGUGCCGCUUUUAAUCCGAUGUUACGUAUUAAGCUCUUUGACGGUCAAUUAAAAUAUUGUAAUUUCACAAGUUUAAUGUUCUGAGAAUAAAAAAGGGAUGUUGCAAAGUACAUUCAUAAUGCAUUUAGGAGUAAAGUGUACAAAUUGUUAAUACGAUGACUAAUUAAUAUUGUUAAAUAUUGAAAGUGAUAUCUGACUUGAAUCUGACAGCCACAAAAAAAUUAAUAGCGCGUAGAAUUUGAUACUGUUUGGAAUGUGUCGAAUUAAGAAAACAUCAAAACAAUCGAGACUCGCGUGACCUUGUGCGUUGAAAUUAUCGUUGCAGGUUUAGUUCGAUAACCUCUCCGUCUAACCAAUGUAUUUUUCGUUAUGACUCCACCAAGUUAAAGUACAAGUCGUGUGCAUCGAUAGUGUUGUUUCGAAGUGAAAUUUGAAUCUCGGCGAAGUUCUCGGAUAAUCUAAUAUUUGUUUCGUGCGUUGAAUCAUUCGACAUACAUAUUGCAGCGCGUGUUCCGAUUUUAUCAAUAUUUGUUUUUAACGGUGUGAUGCAUUACACUUUGGCUUACAUUCGAAUGCUGAAAUAUUAGUAAUUACGCGCCAAAAAAUAAAAGUGAAGUAAGAAAGUGAAGUAAAACGACAAAGUGUGCAAGCAUGAAUUAAUGAAUCAUUUACGGGUUUCUUUACAAGUGCAUAUUCUUCGCAGACUAUGGAUAAUAUUCGAAGAAAUAACAUCAGCCACGCAAGUGCUUUAGAACCACACGGCAGCAGGAAGUCGCCGUAAAAGCUAAGAACGUCGAACAUUCCCGCGAGUUUGCUAUCAAGGUUCACUGUCAGUGCCAUCGCACGAGCGGCUUUAAACUCUGACCUCAAUGUCGCCCGACGCUGUAUCAUUUAUCGUUCUCUCCUGGGCUCGACACCACAAGCCCAAAUCGACGCUUUUUUAACAUGUCAAGAUUAUUAUUAUCGUAGUACACUCCGCCGUGAGUUUAAGCGUCAGUGCGUCCAGAAUCAUGUGAGGAAAAAGGAAAAAGAGCUUUCUUCCUGCCGGGAAAGCCGCGAAGUCGGGAUCGUGUAUUGAGAUUUAGGAAAGAUCUAGAGAAACACUAAAAACUCCCGUACCCUCCUUGUGAUCGUCGCGCACCGCCACCACCACUGCCUCUCUUCCACGCGCAUCUUAGAGCACCCGAAUCGACCGGAGCGUACCGAACGGUCGGGUAAAAGUUAAAGCCGAUAAAAAACACACAUACACGAGCGCAACACGCCGACAGCUACCCCGAGAUCGAGCACCGAAGUCAGUCAUGAAUCUUAUGUUCCGCAAGAACUUCGGGGGCGAGAAAGGACCCGGUGGUGGCGGACUAGGUGGAGGAGGACUAGGGGAAGUCCGGCCCGUUCUCGGCGCCGCCGCUUACGGGACCGGUGGGGCCUACAGCCAGGGUUUAGGAACGCGUUUUGGCGCGACGCGCGGCGGCGUCGGUCAUUCGGUGAUCGGCGGCGCGCGUGGACCCGUACGACGCAGCCGGGAGUACGGAUACUUUCCGUCGAUGGGCGAUCACGAGCACCAGGGACACAGCUAUCGCACUCAUCUGUUCCUGUCACCGCCUGCAGGUGGGGCACUUGGCUCACCACCCGAAGAGUCGGGCGAGCGGCUGGGCCCGCCGCCGCGUCGCAAUUCCGGGCCCCACGUAAUCAAAUGGGGCGGCGGCGGCGGCGGGACCGUCGGCUCUGCACAGGGCGCACAAACCGCUAAUCAAGCUAGGAGAAAGCAGAAUCAAAUUGGCCAGCAGAAGGAACUUUCCGAUCCACCAACCCCGACAGCGUCCAGGCAGCAGGUAUCCUUCAGUGGCAACCGUGCUUCCGGUACGUACACACCUCUCGUGGUUUCUGGAAGCAGUCCACCGCGAGGUGAACCAAUUUCCUUGGCCACUUUGGACCGUGACUGUUUCAUUAUACCUCUUGCUUCUCUUGAGCGUUUUUUACCAGCAGGUGUACCACACGCUCCUGUCGCCGAUAAGAAGAGACCAGGAAGCCCUUUGUCUGUUCUCGAGGUUGAGGACCCGAAGCAAUGUGUUCUCGCGCAUUUUAUGACGCCUUUGGAGCCACUGGACCCUUUAAUCGAGUCACCAGUGUCUCGCCCGCUAGUGCUACAACGCGAUACUGCCGCAGAACUAGUCGCUGAGAUAGCACCUUCCGCGUCGCAAAGCAUUUUACUUACAAACAUGGAGAAGAACGCGGAUUUCCCGUUCAUCACAUAUUAUCUAAUAAACAAGCAAAACACGGACCCAGUAGAUUUUUAUAAUGAAGUACAAUGUGCGGCUCUGCGUAAAUUUGACCCGCGAGAUCUGAGAUACGCGGCCAGCCACACAUUGGAUCUGUUCAAUGAAGUGGCGACAAUCGCGAGACCGCCUUUGGAGCCGCCCGGUGGAAGACCACCUAUUCCGUCCACCGGCUAUAUAGUAUCGAUUUUCAAAGUAUUCGAGGGCGACGACGGUCUUAAGUUUGAACAAAAUUGGCUCUAUUGGACAGGUGCGCGUAUGAUGUAUCGGUACUUACCGAAAUCGGUGGGUCUCAGACGCAUUACUUUGCACAAAUCGAUGUCGCAAGGCGACAAGAUGUAUCUGCUGAUCUGCGAAUGCUCGCAGCUGCAAGACAAUCUAUCUGCCGCGGCGAUACUUCUGCCGGCUCUUCGUGCACGACUAUGCGGUUACAUCGGACUCUAUAGACCUUCCGUGUGUUUCUGAUUCCUUACCCAACUACUAGAGUCUGCGAGGAUCAUUUCGAAUCGCAUUACGUACAGCUCUGCAGAAAAAUCUGACCGAAAUGACAUAAUUAAGGUCAUAAAUAAAUAAUGGAUGCCAAGAAAGAAGACAUGACACUGAUUUGUAGAAAGAGUGUUGUCAUAAACGCUGCUAACAAACGCAAGACACUGUGAUUUCUUAUCGUACUAUUAUAAGGAGCACAACUUCGUAUACGCUUUUGAUGAAUCUCGUCGAGAAACGACGGAAUGGCCUGCAUGCUCGAUUAGAUACGCCACUGGAUCUGUUUGUAUUUUUCGACUUUACUAUUUCGUUCAUUAUGCAAAUGAGCGUUGCUCCAGUAGGGUCACCAAGCAAAACGAAAAAAAUGGAAUGCAUACAAAACGAAUAUCAAUGAAAUUGAUACGUAGAUUGCAGAAAAUAUUGUAACGUACGUUGUAUAAAAACGGGUAUCUGAAAUGACCCAUCAAGCGACCAAAUGGAAGCGUCAAAAUUCUUGAUACUUAAUUGAAAAAUGGGAACAUUUUAUGCACCGAUAUGGAGCAGAUAAUGAUGUACGGAUAUAUUACCGAUUAAAGAUGUUUGGUCAUUCUACAGGUGCUAUCGCGAUACGUGAGCAUAACGAUAUACGUAACAUACUUUUACUACUAUUGGUAACUAUCGAAUAAUCGCUAACUACAUAUCAUACUCGAUAAACUGUGAUAUUUGAGCGAGCGGCGUAUAUAUCACAAUGGGUUAUCCCUCUUGAAACCUACUCUCGAAAAUGCUACUCUUAAAAUCAAUUUAGGUGACGUAGGCACAAAUUAGUGGAACUUUGAAGGCCGACACGGUAGAAUGUAACUUCAAAUCUUUUAUCAAUUAUCUUCGUAUUUGAUAUUAUACAUCCAUAUAUACGGAUUAUUGAUGCUCGCGGAAAUGCAGAUGUGGAUAAACUACAAUCUUAAAAAAUUCAACAAAAUUUUAUUUUAUGCACUAUUUUUUUCAUUACAAAAGAGAAAUUUUUCUUUUACACCAUAUUUACAAGACGUUUUAUCAUCUUUGCGGAAAUAAUUAAACAACAUUAGUUGUACUGAUAAUAAUGAUAAUGAUAAUGUAUUG